Messenger RNA from Sphenostylis stenocarpa, 753 nucleotides. The record is from the annotation of a GenBank genome assembly. Lineage: Eukaryota; Viridiplantae; Streptophyta; Magnoliopsida; Fabales; Fabaceae.
AUGUUUGUCAAGGAAGAGGGGCACAAGGACCUUGCACGGGCCUGGAUGGAUAGGGUUGUAGAUGGUCUACAAAGAUGCCAACCGAGCCACAGCGGAUCAGCCACAACCUCUGAUAUUACUGCUGGAGGGGGAUUUACAGGAGACGUGAGUUCCACCUAUAUCAUAUGGGGAGCUCUGGCCAGGGUGGGGACAUACCAAGUUCUCCUGUCAGACUACGGGUACUUUCUAGGCUCAAGGAAAGUGGUCGGCGGAUUGUCGAGCGUCUACUACGUGUUCGCCCAUCGCCAGCCCAUAUCUGGGGAUGGGCGGUGGGCCAGGAGAGUGGAUGAGAGUGGAAGAAUAUGCUCAACUACAAUAGGGAGCUUAAGCUGGGUUGCUGCUUCCCAAGCUCUAUCCAUUGCCAAUCACAGAAACAAACAAGGUGGAAUGUGUGGUAAUGCUCGAAAGACACAAAGCCCCAGGCCUCUUCCUACAGUUCUUCAAGUGAAGGAGCCAAUGAGGAUGAUUGGGUCGAUGGACUCGAAAGCGCAGGCGAGGAAGAUGGAAUGGACUCAGGAGAUGGCGGUGGCGGGUCUAGAUGAAAAGAGGUACGCGCUUGGGAAAUGCGACGUGAAACGAUUCCACCAGCUGGUGAUGUCAGCCACAUCCGCUGUGGUUGGGGUCGGCAUCCAAGCGUGCGUCGGGGCGUCGGGGCGUCGGGACACGCGCUCAGAAGUCCAAGGCACACAUGGCCGUCGGGGUGGUAGAGAAUAA